This is a messenger RNA of Hordeum vulgare subsp. vulgare (domesticated barley), 3304 nucleotides long. RefSeq lists its product as uncharacterized. The transcript has 6 exons. NCBI's taxonomy places the organism in Eukaryota, Viridiplantae, Streptophyta, Magnoliopsida, Poales, Poaceae. Bases 204 to 2975 code for a protein of 923 amino acids. The record is from RefSeq and is a predicted model, not a curated record.
CAGUUCACGGGGCAGAACAGAAGGGAGCUGGGUAAAUUCCGGUCCAUUCCGCCAACCUCCCUCCCGUCCCGUCCCAUUCGCCGCUCCCACUGCACACUGCGACUGCUUGCGCAGUGGUACUAGCUCGCUGCUCCGCCCCCCGCCGCCGGCCAAUGCUCGCCGCCGCUCCCCCGUAGGAAUCCCAUAUCUUUGCUGAUGUUGUGAUGCUUGGAGGUAGUGGUUCUAGUGAGAAGAAGACAAUGAUCAACUUGUUCGACCUGAGUACGGGGAUGGCCAGCACGAAGGCGCUCGCUGACAGAACUCACAGAGAAGAUUCUCCUGUUCGUAGAGGCCGGACAGAUAUCAAAAGAACCGUUGAUCCUGAUAAAGUUUGUAUAGAGGAUAAACUGGAGGCCAGUACUAGGAGUUCUUUAAGCAGCAAAUCAGAUGCAUCACCCAUGAAGAAGCUACUAGCAAACGAGAUAGCCAAAGAAGUGGAAUCAAAGAGGAAACCACCAAGUGUUGUUGCCAGAUUGAUGGGGCUUGAAGAUGAUCUACCUGCUCAAGAACAGGCAUUACAUUCUCCCAAAAGAAAUUUGAGGAGAAGUCAAUUGUAUGAUGAUUAUGCAGCAACAAAGAGGACCCUGCAGCAGCAAGAGCAGCGCCUCUACAACAAAACAACACGGGGCAAACACAUAGGCCCCAAGGAAACAGUAGAAUUUAAGGAUGUGUAUGCAGUCUGCGAAGAACCAUUAAGAACCCAUCAUCUUCAGGACCAAACUUCUUCAGGAGGGAGGUCUUCACAACACAAGAGCGACGCAAGGAUUGAAGUUGUUCGACAAAAGUUCAUACAAGCAAAACGCCUUGCCACAGAUGAAAAUUUCCUUCAUUCAAAGGAGUUUCAAGAAGCCCUCGAGGUUCUAAGUUCAAAUAAGGAUCUCUUUCUAAAGUUCCUUGAAGAACCAAGCUCUGUUUUCUCGAACCCGCUCUAUGGACAAAACACAAUGCCUGCACCACCUCAGACAAAGCGCAUUACUGUGUUGAAACCAUUUAAAUCUGCUGAGAAUAUAGGGGCAAGAGAAACCAGAACACACCGAGUUGAUGAAGAAAAUGAGUUUGUAAUGGGAAAGUCUCACAAGAGAUCUCAUUCAGCAGAAGAUACCUUCUCGAAGCCAAACAGGAUAGUGGUCCUAAAGCCGAAUCCUGGGAAGCCUAACAGAACACACGCCAGGCUAACUCCCAGAUCAUCUCCAUUUGAACCUCAAGAGUCACUGCUGUCUUCUGUAUACUCAAAUGGGUAUAAUGGAGAUGAGAGCUCUUUAAGUAGGUCAGAAGCUGAUAACAUUGAUGAAGAUGGUGGUAGCCUAAGUGACUCAGAGGUAGUCAGUCCAGUGUCGCGGCAUUCAUGGGAUUAUAUCAAAAGAUAUAGCAGCACUUACUCAUCUUCAACUCAUAGCAGGGCAUCUCAUUCACAUUCAGCUGAGUCAUCUGUGAUCAAAGAAGCCAAAAGGCGACUUUCCGAGAGAUGGACAACGGUAGCAUGUGAUGAAAUCAGUCAUCAAGAAGUAAAGUUGCCAAGGACCUCAAGAACUUUGGGUGACAUGCUCUCCAUCCGAGAAACUGAGAAAGAAGAAAAUGUUGCUGUAAUAAACUCCGCUUCAAGUAGCCGGUCUUGUGGCAAAGAAAACGAGUUGGCCAUGCAAUCUAGUUGCGUAUCUAUAUUAAGAGAGGAUGAAACUGGGGAGAGCUCUCCAAGAAAUUUAGCGAGAUCAAAAUCUCUCCCGGUGUCAUCAGCAAUAUUUCAUAACAUGGUGGUGUCUGCAAAUUCUGAAGGCUGCGAAACGCCGAAGGUGGAUACAAGGCAAGGUAAAGGAAAAUUAUCAUUCAAGGGGAAAGUAUCAAGUUUUUUCUUCCCUAGAAGUAAAAGGCUGGCAGAAGAGAAAACCAUCCUGCCAUCUGAUAGCGCCGGUCUGAAGGUUGAAGUCACUUUUCUUGAGGACAAGCGAUCAGAGACCAAUAGUGACCUUCAGUUUGAUGAGCGAAUGGCAUUUUGCAAGGACAAAGCUGACAAUUUCACCAUACAAACAGAUUGUUCUUUAAACCAGGAGGAUGUUGGUUCCAUGGAAGCACCUGUGUCUUCUGACUGCCCAAGUGGAUGUACCGAUGAACCUAUAUCAAGCGGUAGCCUAAAAUGCAUGCGCGAUCAGCCUAGUCCUACUUCAGUUUUUGAUGCAUCAUUUGAAGAUAGCAGCACUAAUGAACCUGAAUCGUCAAAAAGCACCAGUGCCUGCAAUGAGAGAGUUGCCUUACGAUCUCCUGCAAUUGAGUCUGUUCCCCGCUUGUUAUCAUGGGAGGGCACAUACUCGCAUUCGCCAUUACACAUGCAUUAUCUGAAUUCCUCUAAUGCAGAGGAUAAUGAAUCAGAAUGUUAUGCCCUUGUACAGAAGAUAGUAUCAUCUGCUGGAUUAGGCAACCUACAAGUGAGUAUGGUUUUCACAGGUUGGCAUUUGGCCGAUUGCCCUCUCGAUCCCGCACUGUGUGACAAGUUCCUGGACCGCAAGGAGGAGGCCGCUAAAUCGAGGGAGCGUAGGUCGAACCAAAAGCUUCUCUUUGAUUGUGUAAACAUGGCAUUGGUUGAGACUGGCCAGGAAGCCUUGCUAAGAACCUACCCAUGGGGUAAAGCAUGCUUUGGAGCACGGAGCGAGGCAUUGUCUCAAGAUCUAGGGGAAGAAGUAUGGAGCCACGUGAGGGAUUGGCUCUACGGGGCGGAGAGGUUCGCGGCAAACGAGUACGGCGAUGCUGCAAUGAUGCUGGAAAGAAUCGUGCACCAAGAGGUGGAAGUAGGGGGCUGGAUGAAAUCAGCGAGGUCGGAAGCGGAUGAGAUCACGAAACAGAUCGCAGAUGGUCUGUUGGAGCAGCUAAUCGGAGAAGCCGCGGCGGAUCUUGCAUUUCGUUUGCCACAGCAAGGUGUUCCAAUGCCAGUGCCAGAUCUCUAGGAAGCAACUGCCCUGUGUGUUCAUGCUCCUAUCAUAUCAGAGCUGGUCUUGAAUCUGUUGUGCUGAGAGAAUCCUUGAGCAUCUUCUUCAUACUACUACUAGCUUGUAAGCCAAGUCCACGUAGUAGUUGCUUCUGCAUAUACUUGUAGUGGCACACUGCAGAUUGUGCUACAUCCCUUUUUGGUCAAACCAUGUCAACUGUGCAGCAACUAGUUUUUCCUUGUUACUUUCACAGUAGUAGCAUAUUGUACUGUCACCAGCAGCAUGUGGUUUCAGUAUAUUCUAACUCUCUGUUAAAGGAAAGGAAAUACAGUAUUUUGCAAGACCCA